Molecule: messenger RNA, 1509 nt
Organism: Carya illinoinensis
Lineage: Eukaryota; Viridiplantae; Streptophyta; Magnoliopsida; Fagales; Juglandaceae
Exons: 3
Coding region: 313-1212 (299 amino acids)
Source: RefSeq, a predicted model, not a curated record
AAAUAGAAACAUAUGAAGGGCCAAGAAAGCAAAACCCUGAUUAUCGAGUUCUGUGAGAUCUGCAAUAUUUAGUGAGAGAGAGACGCUCAAAAAUUCCUCACAGAAAGAGAGAGAAACUCCAAUGGAAAGUGCGAGAAAAUCAAGCAAGAAACCAGGAGAGCAAGAAAGCUAGCUAGCUGGACAGCUCUCCCCACAGCUCCCGGCUCCUUUGAGAUCUUUCCAGCUCUUUUGUCUUUGAUCUUUCUUUCUAUUUUCCGCUUGGUUCAUCUUCUGUUUUUAUUUUAUUUUAUAAAUUUCAAUAUAUAUAUAUAUAUGAGGAUCCGCAAGAACGCGAAGCUCUCAUCCCUGUGGUUCAGCUCAUCGCACGCUUUAGCUCCUGAGUCCCUCCAGACGCACGUGUGCCGGCUCAACCAGUCUCCCUGGGAUGCGAUUUCCUUCGGCCCAGACACCUCUCACCAGUUCGAAGGAGAAGAUAGCUUCACGGGAAAUGCGAGCCUGGGCGAUUCUGUUGGAGCUGAAGAGAGUGUUGCGUCGAUGAUGAACGCGGUGGCAGCGAAGGCGGAGUAUAUGGUUGUGAGCGAUAACCAUAUCGUCGAGAAGCAAGCAAAAAUGUUUGACCAUAGCGAAGAAAGGUCAAGAAGCUGGAAUGAGUUCGGGUCGGAGAAGCUGCGACUGGGAGCUGGGAGGAGCUCGUGCUGCCAGAAAACCGAUGGGAAAGGUUGGCAAUGUAGGAACGAGGCCAAAGAAGGUCAAUCCUUUUGCGAUCGCCACCUGUCCCAUCUUAGGUCUUACAACAACAACUACAACAUUGGCAGUCUCAGGAGAGGCCCGGAAGCAGCAGCGGUCGCCGGGGCUCGUCGCCCGAGAGGUCGGGCGGGGAAGAAGGGUUCAUCCUCGAACCCUUACGAAUUCUAUUACUACUCUGGGUUCGGCCCGCUGUGGGGGAGGAAGAGAGGCGAUAAAAGAUCAGGUGGGAACAAGAAAGAUAUCGAAGCCGCCAAACUCGUCGACAACAACGGCGCCGCCACUAAUAUUACUACCGCUCAAAGAGAUCAAGGCACUCCCUCCUCUUCGCAAUUGGAUAACGGUGAGGAUUUCGAUUACGUGGAUGAGGACGACGACGAGGACGAGGACGCCGCCGCCAACAACGACAGUGGCAAGAAGAGGAUGCGGAAGCCGGUAAAAGCUCGAUCCUUGAAGUCUCUGAUGUAGGGAUACUCGGUUUGGUUAAUUUUAUGGCGGAUUUAGAUUUUCGUAUAUGAAAAUGUGCGUUUAAUGGAGUUGGUGUUUUUUAGGGUUAAAGGAACUACCUUUUUUUUAUUUUUUAUUUUUUUUAAGUUAAACGUUGCGUUCUGUUUUGUCGCGGGUGAGGUUAGGUUCUCUCCGCAGCCCUCAAUCCAUAGACAGUAGUAGUUUUUCUAGGGUAUGAGUCGGGUGGACCAAGAUGUCAGUCAAUGUUUUGAAAUGGAGGAGCUAGAAAGUAAUUUCCUACCUCAUAUUUUUUUCACA